AAACAAAACAUGUGAUUUCUAACGUGGUGUAUUGAUGACGUCAAAAUAGUCAAUUCUGAUUGGUUGUUCAAUGACAGGUGCCACUCAAAAACCACGUGGUGUAUUAAUAUUUUCCUAGCGUUGAGUGUUUUGGUCGGGCCGCGCCAUCUUCCUCGAAUGUACGUUGUUUUACGUUUCUUUGGACCAACAAUACAGCCCGGCCUUUUAAACACUCAGCAAAGGAUAUAUUCGUCACCUCUGCUUGCUAAAAAUUCAAAUCGAGAACUGAAAUGAGUCUGGAUACACUGCUUGAAGCUGCUGAAUUUCUGGAAUGGCGUAACCAGUCCAAAACACGUGUUGAUGAGUCUGCAGGCCGAGUAUCGUCAACAAACGGAUCUGAUACUUCACAAGAUUCCUACAGCUCUGCAAAAAUCAUCUACAUGGAUCCAGACGACGCAACGUUACGUCGGCGUGCAGGAGGAGCUGGGACCAGAGAGGUUCACAAUAAAUUAGAGAAAAACAGGAGGGCACAUCUGAAGGAAUGCUUUGAUAUUUUAAAGAAACAGAUUCCAACCUUGGAGGAUAAGAGGACUUCAAAUCUCUGUAUUUUACGUGGCUCUAUACGAUACAUUCAGGCAGUAAAAAGGAAAGAGAAAGAAUAUGAACUAGAAAUGCAAAGAUUAGCAAGGGAGAAAAUAACACUUCAAGAGAGAAUCCACAAUUUAAAAUCCGAGUUAGCCAGGAUGAAUAUUGAAGUGGAUUUAAAUAAGUGGGUUACCCUCCCUGAUGAACAAGACACCAAUUCCACAUCAACAGCUACAGAACAAGGAAGUCCAAUAUGCAGUGAUGAUGAUGAUGAUGAUAUUAGAAGUCCUAAUAAAUCAUACAUGGGUGAAAGGGACAUUGUAAAGAAAUUAUUCCCAGGCAGCAGCAAUCAGAAUGCAAUCAACCACCAGAGAGAACUGACAAUAAUAAAGGUCAGCAAGCCUGACCACGUCAACAUGCCAGCAGCCACCAUAUUGAAAAUUCCAACCUCUAAAUCUCCUCUUCAACAGCAUUUAAUGUCUCCCAUACAAGGGAAUUCUCUGUUAACAAAGCCUCCUCUUCCAGCUCGGCCUGAGCAGACGUCAUCUGCACCUGCUACUGUGACUACCUCGAAUUCCUUAGAUACACGCACGCCAGUAACGCAGCUGUUGGCCAGGACAUUAGAGAAAAGACAAAAACAACAACAGAGUGCCAUAGUCACAGUGACAAGCGUCAGUCCCAGUGUUAAACCACCACCAGUACCAACAGUACCAUUAAAGACCAUUCCUUUGAGACAUUCUCUGGGCAUUCCAAUAGCAACACAGUUUGUUGCUGCCCAAGGAGCAGCCCAGUUAGCAGCAAUUAAUAAACUGGUUUCCCAGGGUACCUUAGCCAUGCCGGUCUCCAUGGCCAAAGGAUUUGCCCAGCCCAUUCUGGUAUCUACUAACCUGAUGACAGGACUAACUUCUAGUCAGCAACAACAGAUAUUGAAUAGUGCUGCAACACAGAGUAUGGCAAAACAGACUGCAGCUGCCACUUCUUCAAUUACUACAGCAACCACCACUGUCAAAGUCACAGCACUAUCCGCCACACCACUGUCAGCUUCAACACUAUCGACUACACCAUUGUCAGCUACACAGCUGUCGGGAACUCCUUCUAUGGCUACCUUAGGAAAUGUUUCCAACAUCAGACCACUUGCAAAUACAGGCACAACUCACAUGCUGGGACAAAUCCCCUUCAACAUUCUAGCUCAAGCACUGCCGAGAACAUCUUUAGGACAAGUCGUGACACCAUCCACUUCCACAGUGUCAGUCUCUAUUCCCUCUAGUCUGCCACAGAAUGUUAACAUGCAGCAGCUCAUGUCACUUGCUCAAAUUACUCAAGGGACACAAUUGGUGUCCCCCAUGACAGUUAUGUCCCCUGGAGUGCAGUUUGCACAGGGAUUAACUCAGACACAGUUAAACUCUAUGCUUUCAAGUCCUCUUUUAAAGCAGAUUCCCUUGAUUCCCCAUGGAUUCUUGCAGGGAGCUCAGAUGGGGGGUGUUUUAGGACAACAAGUGGUGAAACCUGUUGUAGUGGUCAGCCUGCCCAGUGUGGUGAGCACCACUGCAACCACUUCUACCAUAGCUGCUACUACCACCACCACCACAUCAUAGGAAUUGAAUGAAGCCAACUGAGUCAUUAUUGAAAUCCAGACAAUUUUAGCAGAAACUCACAACCAUGUGUCAUCAAUACUGAUAUGUAAUGAUGUAAAAUGUAUCACAAACUGUUAUGUUAUUUUGGGUACAGUCUAGUAAUUUUAAAUUGAUGAGCUUAGUAUCUCUCAUUGGAUCAUGUAUAUGUAUUAUCUAUAUCGUGUCAAACUCAUAAGUUCAAGAUUGAGGAGUACUUGAGAGGAAAAAUAUGAAAAUAUUGCUUUCAUGUUACAUGUGGAUAUGAUAUGUCAUUCAUUCUGAUAAAUAUUUAUAACCCUUCAUGGACCUGAUUUGAAGAAUAAUCACUUUAUCAAUUGUUACAGUAAUUUGUAAUUCAAUUUCAUCCAGCUUUCUUGAAUAAUCAUUCACAGACCUUAUUUCACAUAUAUGUGUUUAUUUUUACAACAAUGUAUUAGUUUAUGCUAACUUAAUUCACAGAUUUCCAAAUGUGGAAUGGCUUCUCGAAGCAUUUUAAUAGCUCACCUGAGCAAAAGGCACAAGUGAGCUUUUGUGAUCCAAAUUUGUCCGUUAUCUGUUGUUUUUGUUGUCACAAACUUUUCUCCAGAACUACUGGGUCAUUUUCUACUAAACUUGCCUCAAAGCUUCCUUGGGUGAAUUUUAUUUAAAUUUCUUUAUUUGAAGGUCCAUGUCAUCUUUCAAGGGGAGAUCAUUAAGAAUUAGUGGAAAUUUAAUGGCAUCUUUUAAAAAUAUUCUUCUCAAUAAUCACUCGUCAAGACAAGAUUAAACAUAUUUAAAAAAUUCAUUACAUAGUGUAGAUUCAAAUUUGUUAAAAUCUUGACCCCCAGGGUAGGAUGGGGCCACAAUAGGGGAUUAAAGUUUAACAUAGGAAUAUGGUGGAAUUAAAGAAAAAAAUCUCAAGAACAGUAAGGCCAUGAUAAGUCAUAUUCACAUGGAAACAUCCUCAGGUAACAGUAAGGCCAUGAUAAGUCAUAUUCACAUGGAAACAUCCUCAGGUAAUGUAGAUUCAAGUUUGUUAAAAUCAUAAUCCCUGCGGUAGGGUUGAGCUACAAUAUAGGAUCAAAAUUUAACAUAGGAAUAUAUUGGGGGGGGGGGGGGGGGCUUAUGUUAAUGGAGAAGAGCAGGGUCUUAGUUACUCAGGUGAGCGAUUUUGUCCAUGUGCCUCAUUUCAAACUGUGACAUAAUGCAGUCAACUGUUGAGGUGGUAAAACAAUGCAUUUCACGCCAUUUCUGUAAAGUGCUACAUUUAUUUUUUUUUUUGAUUUUGAGAAAGUUGUAUAUGUUUUUGUUAAAUCUGUUGUUAUUGUUGAUGACUGUAAAUAUUUCUGGUUUUCUGUUUAUACAGGCCAAAUCACCUCUGUCUGUGAUCUUAUAUUAAUUAUGUGGAACAUAUUUACCAUAAGCAUUUUGUAAAAAUACAGUGUAUGUAAUGAUGCAGAAAUUUUAGAGAGAGGGUAGAAGACUUCUACGUGAAGUGUGUAAGAUAAGAACGAUAUAUGUUUUUGAGGUAUGGUUGUUUAAAAUGCAUGAUAUUUUGGAGAACAUAGAGAUAUUUAUGAAUGAUACUAAUAGUUAGAUUUAAGUACAAGGUAUUGCAUUAUAAAAUUCCCUUUGGUGCAUUCAGUUAAUUUGUACAGUAUGUAUUGUGACUAUGUGUUGAAUUUGGAUGAUGACAGCUACUCAGUUUUAGUGAAGAUACAGCUUGUACACAUUAUAUAUAUAGGUACAGAAUGUGAUGUUUUCGAGAAAUACUGAAUGGUAAAGGUUUACUCCAUUUGAGUAUAUGUAUUCUGACUUCAGAAGUAAGAGAAAUGAUGCAGAAUUUUUUUUUUUCAUUUGGGUUUGUUUUUCAUUUGCAAUUUCAUUUUGUGUAACAAAAUCUAGCUGAAUUUCUGUUAGAUUUUAACACGGAUAAAAACUUACUGUAAUUCAGAGUUGGAAACUCCUGAGGAGCAUCAUAGAUAAUAAAGAUUUAAAAAAAUGUUUUCUUUCAACAAAAGCUAUACUUAAUUGUCUGAUAUUGGAAAGUCUAAUAUAAACAAAAACAUGCCUCUACAUUUAUAUUAACUGUGUAUAAUAAUGUCAGAUUCAUUCAUCAUAGAAUACUGUAUGUGUACUUAAAAAAGCGGGCUUCAUAUUUUAGUGGCUUUGGUGCAGACAGCGAUGCGCUAAUUCAUAAAUACCACUAAGAAAUCAAUUAUAUAUAUACAAAACAUGGCAUGGAAAUGUGAAGCGCUAAUUUAUGAUUAUGCCAACAACUACAUGCCCAGUGAUUGUGCUAAAUUUUGAAUACGCCAAUUUAUGUACACAUACAGUAUGUAUAAAGAUCUACAAGAAUUUGUAAACCAUUACUGUAUUAUAAAUUGGAUAGUCAUAUAGGAAUCUACAAACACCAUUUGUAAAAGGGGGGUAAUUUUAUUCAUUUCUAGCUGUUAAAUUACAUAUAUACUAUAAAUAUUUGAAAAUUAAUCCAAAAAUAAAAGUAAUCAAUAUU
This is a messenger RNA of Saccostrea echinata, 4671 nucleotides long. RefSeq names its product max-binding protein MNT-like. Gene Ontology annotation, biological process: regulation of transcription by RNA polymerase II. The record is from RefSeq and is a predicted model, not a curated record. The transcript has 8 exons. Bases 270 to 2159 code for a protein of 629 amino acids. Lineage: Eukaryota; Metazoa; Mollusca; Bivalvia; Ostreida; Ostreidae. Gene Ontology annotation, molecular function: protein dimerization activity; DNA-binding transcription factor activity, RNA polymerase II-specific; RNA polymerase II cis-regulatory region sequence-specific DNA binding.